Molecule: messenger RNA, 1465 nt
Organism: Dermacentor albipictus
Lineage: Eukaryota; Metazoa; Arthropoda; Arachnida; Ixodida; Ixodidae
Gene: bsh
Product: brain-specific homeobox
Biological process (GO): regulation of DNA-templated transcription
Molecular function (GO): DNA binding; DNA-binding transcription factor activity, RNA polymerase II-specific
Source: RefSeq, a predicted model, not a curated record
AUGAUGAGCGCGUUCUACCGCAAGGCCGUAGCCGUCGGCGAGGAGGACGGCGAGGCUGCGAGCGGCUACCGACAGAAGAUGUCACCGCGCCGUUCGUUCAUGAUCGCGGACAUUCUGACGGCGCCGCCGGGCACUCCGCUUGUCGACUCCCCGCUCUGCCUGGGCCCGUCUCCCAUGCACGUCCGGGCGUCGGCGAUGGCAGCUGCCUCGCAGGGCGGCGCGGCGACCGGACCGGCGUGCCUGCAGACGCCGCCGCUGGGCCCCAUGUACUCUCAGGGGUCGGCUGUGGCCGCGUUCCUGCCGGCCGCCCACUUCAUCGGCAAGUCCAUCGAGCAAGGAUCCUUCCUUCUGUCGCCAGGGCUGGCGUUCCCGGGCCUGUUCGGGGGCCCGGGUGGCUGCGAGCCCGGUUCACGGCCCUGCCGGCGUCGCAAGGCGCGCACCGUGUUCAGCGACCAACAGCUGCACGGACUCGAAAAGCGCUUCGAGGCGCAGCGGUACCUGUCCACUCCGGAGCGCCUCGAGUUGGCCACCGCGCUCAGCCUGUCCGAAACACAGGUUAAAACGUGGUUCCAGAACCGGCGCAUGAAGCACAAGAAGCAGAUGCGCAAGGUGGGCGAGGACUCUUCGUCAACCACGGCGGCGGCCAGGCACACGCUGACGGACGACUCGAACCCGGGUUCCUGCGGGUCGGACCUGGACGGCGAACUAGACGUCGUCGGAGACGGCAGCGCCGCCCCGCGGUAGGGCGGCCGACUCCUGCAGAGAGGACGGCUGCACUCGGCUGGCAGUCAUCUGAUGUGUACAUACUAUGGGCGUAUAUGCACUGGCCACGGCGACCGUGACAACAACACCAAGCACGGAUUCAAGUUGAAAGUGGCGCCUUGUGUACAGAGCUUCCGAAGGAUUCACGUUCAGUGGCCUCGCCAUGUUUGACGAGUAACGCAGUUUCGAGAAGGGGUCGACGGAUGCCACUAUAGGUGGUUCGCGAGGGACGUGUUCUCGAAUGAUCGCUUUCCGGAGCAAAGAAACAUUACCGAUGAAUAGCGAGCUAAGUUGGAUUAGUGAUUUACGUUGCUGAAAUAGUGAAAUUCUCUUAUAAAAGUAGAUAUACAAAUUAUAUUGUCACUAGGUUGACUUUCUGCUUAGAUGCGGUUGAAUAUCGCGCAUAACAUUUUAAAGGAAAACGAACACUUUUGUCCUGAGAGUAGGCCUGGUAAGCCAAUAAAGAUGAACCUUGACUGGUGACGACGCCAACUGAAGUUUCCACACCAUUAGUGACGUCAUGAAUUUUGACAGAGUCUUCUCGGAUACAGGCAAUUGUUUUUGGGUAAAGAAUUGCAUUGUGUUCUUUAAAUAAAAAGAAAUACACGACCUAGCAAGUUUCGGUAAACUUUUACUCCGCCAGAAAAGCACGAUUACGGGAAAGCAUACCGGAAGUCUGUGACGUCACGCUGACAUCGGUUUC